AGGCGGGACGAGAUCCCGGAGGGGCUUGGGAUUGCGGAAGUUUUGUGCGGAGGGUCUGGAGGCCCCGGAACGUCGUGUUGCUCCGGAGCAGAUUCCUGAAGCGGGGUCGCCGCGCGGGGUCCCAGAGCCCCACCCAGCGCACCUUGGGGCCACCCCGCCUGCGACUAGACGUCGUUCCGCCUCUCCCCUCGCUCCUCCCCGAGGGAGCCGCCUCGGUCUCCGCCAUGGCAUCCACCACAUCCAACCUGCAGAAAGCAAUAGAUAUUGCAAGCAAAGCAGCCCAGGAAGACAAAGCUGGGAACUAUGAGGAAGCUCUUCAACUCUACCAGCACGCUGUACAAUAUUUCCUCCACGUAGUUAAAUAUGAAGCACAGGGUGAUAAAGCCAAGCAAAGUAUCAGAGCAAAGUGUACAGAGUAUCUUGAUAGAGCAGAAAAACUGAAAGAGUACCUGAAAAAGAAAGAGAAAAAACCGCAGAAGCCAGUAAAAGAGGGACAGCCGAGCCCAGCCGAGGACAAGGGGAAUGACAGUGAUGGGGAAGCAGAAUCUGACGAUCCUGAAAAAAAGAAACUGCAGAAUCAGCUUCAAGGUGCCAUUGUUAUAGAGCGACCAAAUGUGAAAUGGAGCGAUGUUGCUGGUCUUGAAGGAGCCAAGGAAGCUCUCAAAGAAGCUGUGAUAUUGCCUAUUAAAUUUCCUCACCUUUUUACAGGUAAGAGAACACCUUGGAGGGGAAUCCUGUUAUUUGGGCCACCUGGAACAGGAAAGUCCUAUUUAGCCAAAGCUGUAGCAACAGAAGCAAACAAUUCAACAUUUUUUUCAAUAUCUUCCUCUGACCUUGUCUCUAAGUGGCUAGGUGAAAGUGAAAAGCUAGUUAAGAAUUUAUUCCAACUUGCCAGAGAAAACAAACCUUCCAUUAUCUUUAUUGAUGAAAUUGAUUCUCUGUGUGGUUCAAGAAGUGAAAAUGAAAGUGAAGCUGCACGUAGAAUUAAGACAGAGUUUCUCGUUCAAAUGCAAGGGGUUGGUGUGGACAAUGAUGGAAUUUUGGUUCUGGGAGCUACAAAUAUACCCUGGGUUCUGGAUUCUGCCAUUAGGCGAAGAUUUGAGAAACGAAUUUAUAUUCCUUUGCCCGAGGCCCAUGCCCGAUCAGCAAUGUUUCAGCUGCACUUGGGGACCACUCAGAACAGUCUAACAGAAACAGACUUCCGAGAGCUCGGGAAGAAGACAGACGGCUAUUCCGGCGCAGACAUCAGCAUCAUAGUGCGCGACGCACUCAUGCAGCCGGUCAGGAAAGUGCAGUCGGCCACUCAUUUCAAAAAGGUUCGGGGGCCAUCACAAGCUGAUCCGAACAAGAUCAUAGAUGAUCUGUUGACGCCCUGCUCUCCUGGCGACCCUGGUGCCAUUGAAAUGACAUGGAUGGAUGUCCCUGGGGAUAAACUUUUGGAGCCAGUUGUUAGCAUGUCGGAUAUGUUACGGUCCUUGUCUAGCACAAAACCCACAGUGAAUGAACACGACUUGUUGAAAUUAAAGAAGUUUACAGAAGAUUUUGGCCAAGAAGGCUAAACCAAAGACAACAAGGAAGACAUUUACGUGUGUGUUCUUUCUUUCAUAGGUAUUUUUGGCCUUUCUUGGAUGACGUUCAGAUUAUUUUCAGUAAGACUCUUUUUCCACAGGGAAAUGCAGAUCUCACUUCUGUAUGUCUUUAAGUUUUAUAUGUACUUUUGCUCCAUUGCCUAUUGAAAUGUUCUUGUUAACAUAAAUGAUGAAAUAAUGGGUUAUAACGAAAUGAUUUCUGAACAGCAAAAAGUAGAAAUUACCCAGAAAUAAGAGGAUUAAAAUUGAUUCAGAUGUAAGUUUUAAAUUGUUAUCAGUGGUCUUUGCAAAGAGUAUUUCUCUUGUGUUUUUCACUAAAGUGAAACAGGGCUAAUUUCAUAUUUGAAAAGUACUCAAGCGUCCCCCUCAUCAAUGUAGAAUUUAUUUACUUAAAAUUUAUAGUGAUAGCAUAUUUACUCUCAGGGAUGGGCAAUAAAACGCAAAGAACAAUGUGAUUGGCUUGAGAAAUAUUGACUUGUGGUGUAGCCAAGGCUCUUAAUGAGUUCUGAUAGGUUGGCAUUUUUCUGUGUUAGAUUUAAAUCAUUUAUUUGAAAGCAGCAAGCUUUUAUAUUUAAAUAGCACCUUUCACUGUGCAAUCUCAAGAGAAAGACUUUCUAAAUUAGGCGUUGUCUUUAUCUUGAAGAAGAAAAUUGUCUAUUUCAAUGUCUUUUUGUAGCAAGAGUGACCAAAAGAGGUGGUAAGUAAAUGUGUACUUUUUAGAUAACUCUGUCAUGAAAUACUAUAAUGAGAACCUUUGCUUAACGGAAUGGCCUCCCUUUGGAUUGUGGGAAGUUGCUCGUGUGUGAUUGGGGGUGUGUGUGUAAAUAUAUAUGUAUAAUUUUUUUUUUAAUAUAGAAUACCAAGGGUCUUAUCUUUUAUCUUUUAAGUACAGGGAACAGUUUGUCUUGGCCACACUCAUGUUAUCAGUGUAAUGCCUCAUCAUGCUUUAGAAUUGAGCUGAUGUCUCUUUAAAUAAUAAAAUGCAAACUUGGUAUUAUGUUAUUUUAAUAUCUCCAAAUAAAAAAAAUCUGAGGGUGUGUGUUACACACUUUUAGCAUCAACACUAAGUUGUGCCUUGUACGUUAGCAUUGGCUAUACAUGCAAAAGAUAGAAUAAGGUAGACUCCUUUAUUACGACAAAGUUCUACCUUGCAAAAUGCUAUAAAAAUAACUGCAUUUUAAAGUGUAUUUGCACAUUUUACAUAUUAUACUACAUGGUUGCCUUUGGACUUUGUACAGUUUGUUUUGUUAUUAAAUGGAAAUCAUAGGCCUGAAAAAUACUGUUCUGUGAAGUAAAUUGAUACAACCUACUAUUGGCUAAAUUCUCUGUAUGUUUGGGGAUGUUCUAUAUAAGAGGAAAUAGCUAAAUUGGUGAGAUACACAGAAAUCAUUAUAUGAGUAUGUACAUGAAAAUUCUAUUUUUGAACAAUUUUUAUGUGAGGGUUGGGAAUUAACAAGACUACUCUGAAUUCUUCAUGGAUGACUUUUUAUAGAGUUUUUUCAGACUCAGAAUUAUACAGUAUUGCUUUUAAGUACAUCAUUGAACCAUUGAAGAAUUACCAUAAAUAUAAUUAGAGUUGAAACCCAGAAUAUUUUGUAAAUCCAGAAGUUGUUGGAGGAAGUAGUCUAUUUAAAUUGAUUGAAUAUCUGACCAAAUAGUAUGUAAUACAGUGUUGAUGAUAAGUGGGUACUCUAUAUUUUUAUGUUUUAUUUAGUUUUAAAAGUAGAUCUAUUAUCUUCUAUACUUAUUUUUUUAUGAAAUAAUUUAUUUCACAUGUACUUAAGCCAUUAGGAAUUAAGAUUUUUGGUUUUUUAAGUAGACACAUACCUUUCAUGAUAGGAUCAUUUGUAUCUGUUCUUGGAAGACUUUAAUAAGUUUCUUCUGCAAUUGGAUGGUGACAAAGUUUAGGUGUCUUGGAAUCAUUUUUCAGCAGCUGACUAUCCAACAAGGAUCUGCUGGACUUGGCUUACAGAGGAGCUCCUUGAGUCCUUUAAGCACAGUCGGUGUUGUAUAUAAAUCUAAACAGUCCUCAGUAGCUUGUCCAACUGGAGUGGGCUCAACAGUCACUUCAGAAUACUCAAUCGAAUUUCUCUUUGUGCUGCAGCACAGUCGGUACUACGUGAAGUGCACGCCUUAGUGUCUGUGCCGUAGUCCACCCUUAGGCGUCUGCUGUGUCUCCUUAGCUACCAAGCUGGUAUUUCGUCCCAAAAGUUCUUUGUAUCUAGCUAGUAUCAGGGCAACAAGUGCCCCAGAACUCAUGGCAGAGUUUAAAUUGGGGUAAAGUUGUUUCCCAUGUUGUCUUACAUAAAUGUUACUACAGUGCUCAGGGCUAAGCUAUGGUUUUCUCUGUGGCGAAUCCAGAUCUGAGAGUAGUAUCUUGCAUCGUCUCCUCUUUAUCAGCAAUAUCUGAUUUGAUGAUGGCCAGAGUUUUUCCUACAUAUAUCUGAGGUGGGGCACUGACAGAUCCACUCUGGCUUUUCAGGGUACAGUUUAAGUUUCUUGGAUUGACACUUCUCAGCACCUGCCCCUCCGCAGCCUCUAUGCCAAUAUUUUUUUUAUUGUAUUUGUUAAAGUAGGAGAAACGUGCAUACUCAUUAAAGCAAUGAAAAUCUGUUUACUGAUAGCAAUAUUUUUUUGUUCUUAAAGUUCACAAUUUAAAUUUUUCAGGGACAAAACAAUUCAAUUUGGCAAGAAUGUUUACUUCUUCUGAGCUCACUGGGUUGUACAUGUAGCUCUUCGAGGAUGUGAAGUACCAGUUAGACCCUUGGGGCCAUUUGUGUAGUUAGGACAUUGCCAUGAAUGCCGCUUGACGUCACUGCAAGUGAAGCACCGAAGGGAGCCCGCAUGGCCACAGGAGCAAGCCCCGCUUCGCGAGCUCUCACACUCCUUCCUACCUCCAUGCCUUCGUGUCCAUGCGCUUCUACUCUAACGUGUCCCUUCUUCUUUGCUCUGCUAGUCCAAAUUCCAUUAUUUCCAUUAAGACCUGGGUCAUGAACUGUGUAAUCAUUUCCAGGAAGAUUUCUGAAACUAUCCCCACCCUACUUUUUAGAUUUCUUUAGCACUAAAUGGAUACCACUGUCUUAAGAUUUUCCUCCAAGUUUCAAGCACUUUCUAUUAAUUUUGUUUACAUCAAUUAAGUUGUAAGCUCUUCAAGGAGUUACAUUUUCCCUGGCAAUUAACCUAGUGCUAGACAAGAUGAGGUACUUAAUAAAGGUGUAAAAAUUAACUAAGGGAGUUAGAUUCUCAUUUAUCUUAACUUCAUGGAUUAUCUUUGAGGCUAUAAAAUACAUCGUUUGAACUGGCUUUGUUCUUGCGGGCUAUUGAACUUGUGAUAGAUUUCAGUCUUGAGGGACUAAAAUCAGAAGUGUACUAGAGCCAACUCUUACUGGCUCACAAGAAGCCACAUACACAUCACUUCCCACCUGUGUGAUCAGCGACCUCAUAUAGGUGGCUAGAAAUCUGCUCUGGCUGGAGUAUUUACAGCACAUAAUCAGCAAGAGUAGUUAACUUAGUGCCAUGACAUACGAGAACUGUGUCUUUUAAAAUUUAAAAAUUAAUAGUACUUGCUACAUUUCAGAAAGAAGAAAAGUUAUAUUAUCUUUCUGUAAGGAUUUCAUGAAAAGCAUUUGAUAAAAUCCAGUACCCAUUUAUGAUUUAAUGGGAAAAAACUAGAAAUAGAAGGAACCUUCUUAAUUUAAUAGAAUAUAAAAAAAAAAAACCAAAACCCCACUUUUGUAAACAACAUAACUAUGGAUUUUUUUGGAAACUAUUCCCCUGCAGUCAGGAAAAAGAAAGGUGUCUGUUAUCACCACUCCUUUUCAAUUUUCUACAGGAAGGUCCAGACAGUGGAAAAGGUUUAGGGAUUAAAAGGGAAAAAAACAGGGCCUCCCUGGUACAGGGGGUUAAGCACUGCACUAUGAAGCAAUCCGCAGCCUAUGCAGCACAAGUUUGAUCCCCGGGCCGGCCAGGGAGCAACCCACAUGGCGCAGCAGACCUCUCCUGGCUCGCCCGCUGCUCCCCUCAGCAGUGUAUUUCAGUCAGUCUGUCCGUUCUGUUCCCCGCUCUGUCUUGGUGAAUCCUCUUACCCCUGCACCUCUGGCCUAUAACCCCAUAGUUCUUGUAUGCAUAAAUAAAUAAAUCUUUUUAAAAAAGUGGGGGGAGGAAACAAAUUGGUGUGCACAUACACAUUCCCUGGUGUUGUAUGUAAAAAUCCAGAUUAAUAGAAAAUUACCAGCUAAAUUUAACAAAGCUGCAGGAUACAAUUUUAAUAAAUAAAAAGUAUAUUACUGUAUUAGAAACAAUUAGAAAUUGUUAUGGAAACAAUACCAAUCACAGUAGUUUCAGAAAGCAUCAGAUAUGCCAAAAUAAGUCAGAGGCAGGACCGCCAUAUGGAAGACUGAAAUGUUUCUAAAAGAAAGCACAGACCUAAAUACCUAGAUGUGGGUCCUGCCCAUCAGCUGGAGGACCUAACUCUAGAAUGUCAACUAUAACAAGUUGAUUUCUAGAUUUAGUGCAAUCCCAUAUCCAUAGCUGUGUGGUUGAUACAAAUACAUUUAGCAAAUAAUUAUUGACAACGGAAAAACAAUCUUUCAUACUUUGAAUCCAUUUUCAUAACUGUAUUUCUCCUACCUGCAUUUCUCUGUCAGCCAUCAAUAAUCUCCAGAAAUAUCUACGUAGACAUAAAAAGAUAAAGCUAUCAAAUGGUUGUCACCUUAUGUUCAUUAUGUAAUUUGUGGGUAGUGAGACUUGAUUGUUUUUUUUUAACUCUUCACUCCUUUCAUCUCCAGGUUUAUUUUCAGAUGUCACCUUUCAGUGAGACCUUCCCUAUUUAAAAUAAUUAUCCCUUCUGAUGCUCCUGUAGCCGUUCCCUACUAUAUUUUCUUCUGCAGCAUUAUUGUAAUCUGUCUCUAUAAUUCACUAGUUUUCUUGCUGAUAAUUUUUUCCACUAACAUGUUGUGUAUUCUGUGACAGUUGAGAUUUUCUUAAUUUGUAUGUCAUUGUAUCUCCAGUAUCUAGAACAGUGCCUGGUGCCUGAUGGGUGCUUAAUAAAUAUUUGUUGAGUGAUUGAUUCUUUGUAUUCUUUCUAAGUUUGAGUACUUCACGAUGAACGUGUAAUUUUGCCCUUCCCCCCAA
Talpa occidentalis (Iberian mole) is the source of this 6722-nucleotide messenger RNA. It is a transcript of the gene VPS4B, whose product is annotated as vacuolar protein sorting 4 homolog B. The record is from RefSeq and is a predicted model, not a curated record. Gene Ontology annotation, molecular function: ATP hydrolysis activity; ATP binding. Lineage: Eukaryota; Metazoa; Chordata; Mammalia; Eulipotyphla; Talpidae. Gene Ontology annotation, biological process: endosomal transport; vacuole organization. The transcript is spliced from 11 exons. The coding region runs from base 225 to 1559 and encodes 444 amino acids.